CGUCACAGCUCGGAGAACAAGUGGAUCAUUGACUCGGACUCAGUGACUCACCUCGGGUUUCUCCCAUCUCGGUGCUGACUCACCACAGCGCCAUGGCCUCCGUCCAUGCCAUUGCCGCCCAAAGCCUCCUUCCUCUCCCCAGGCCCCGCGUCAGGCCUGUACACAAUGCCACUUUCCACAGCUGCAGGCUCCCCCAAGCCCAUCAUUUCACCAGAACCAGGCGGCGGGUUGGCGAUUUGGCCUCGGUGGCCGCCACCAACCCCGUCGCGGACGAGCUCGACGUGAUUCGUGUACAGAGCGGGGACGCCACGGACCAGCAGGAAGGCGUGGCGGUGAGCCUUGAGAGGGAAGGGGAGGGCGCCGAGCUUGUGAGUCAGGUGGGGGGUUUCGCGACGAGUGAAGGCCAGUUCUCCAUCGAUGGGUUCUCUUCUGCGGCCAGUGCUUCCACUUCUUCUUUGGUCGAGGGCAGUGCUUCCACUUCUUCUUUGGAGAGGGCGAUUGACAGGACCUUGAAUGCGACGAUCGUGCUGGCGGCGGGUAGUUUCGCGAUAACCAAAUUGCUCACCAUUGACCAUGAUUACUGGCAUGGAUGGACUAUAUAUGAGAUACUAAGAUAUGCCCCUCGGCACAACUGGGAAGCCUAUGAGGAAGCUCUCAAGACAAAUCCCGUUUUUGCCAAAAUGACUAUCAGUGGUGUGGUCUACUCCCUAGGGGACUGGAUCGCGCAGUGCUAUGAAGGAAAGCCACUGUUUGAGUUUGACCGAGCUCGGAUGUUCAGAUCGGGCCUAGUUGGCUUUACACUCCACGGCUCCCUUUCUCACUUUUAUUACCAGUUCUGUGAGGAGCUUUUCCCUUUCAAAGAUUGGUGGGUUGUCCCUGCCAAAGUUGUAUUUGACCAAACUGCAUGGUCAGCAGUUUGGAACAGCAUAUACUAUACAGUGUUGGGAUUUCUACGUUUUGAGUCCCCAGUUAGUAUAUUUAAGGAACUGGCUGCAACAUUCUGGCCUAUGCUCACAGCAGGGUGGAAACUUUGGCCAUUUGCUCAUCUUAUUACCUAUGGGGUGAUCCCAGUGGAACAAAGGCUUCUUUGGGUGGACUGUGUUGAGCUUAUAUGGGUGACAAUACUCUCGACUUAUUCAAAUGAGAAGUCAGAAACAAGGAUCUCCGAGGCCACAGCUGAUGCCAGUUCCAAUGCCCUGCCAGUAAAUCCUCUUGAGGAGCAGGACAAUCUUCAAUGAUGAAAAGUGAGAGGGACUUAAGGAAUCGCUCUAUUUUCCGGUAAGUGGCGGGUGCAAAUCAUCUUCCAGAUUGCCUUUCAACUAAAGCACAGGGUUGGGGUAUAUAUGUGUCGUAAUAAGUAUAGUAUAGCCGCACUCUUUCUAGUUUCUACAUCCUUUGAUUCUGUACCUUCGAAUGUAUAAAGAAGCAGAUAUGGCAUUUUUGCCGGAAAACCCCAAAGAAUGUACAAUUGUUUACAUGUCCAAGUAUGUGCAACGGGAGGUUAAGAUGUGAUCGAAUACCGGCAAACACGAUAUCGUUUACUA
This is a messenger RNA of Punica granatum (pomegranate), 1544 nucleotides long. The record is from RefSeq and is a predicted model, not a curated record. NCBI's taxonomy places the organism in Eukaryota, Viridiplantae, Streptophyta, Magnoliopsida, Myrtales, Lythraceae.